Molecule: messenger RNA, 4243 nt
Organism: Xiphophorus hellerii (green swordtail)
Lineage: Eukaryota; Metazoa; Chordata; Actinopteri; Cyprinodontiformes; Poeciliidae
Gene: b3gnt7
Product: UDP-GlcNAc:betaGal beta-1,3-N-acetylglucosaminyltransferase 7
Exons: 2
Coding region: 235-1503 (422 amino acids)
Biological process (GO): poly-N-acetyllactosamine biosynthetic process; protein O-linked glycosylation
Cellular component (GO): Golgi membrane
Molecular function (GO): hexosyltransferase activity; UDP-glycosyltransferase activity
Source: RefSeq, a predicted model, not a curated record
AGCGGCUCAGAGCGCACAGCACUUCUGAGCUGUGACCGCGCAACGGUGCGUAGACAUCAGAGCGCAGAGAAACGGCUUCGCAUGGCACAUCUGUUUUCUCUGUAGUUGCCUCCUUAAUCAGAACCAAUUCGCCUCUAAGGAUUUCCGGAAACCCUGUUGUAUUUUUUUAGAAAUAGUCAAUAUCUGCUCGGUUGGUAGAGCGAUCUCAUCGUCUAAAGCAGAAGACAGAACAGAAUGAACAACAGAGAUCGCUGGAGAGUGUACAAAAGGGUGUGUGCCAUGUUCUUCCUGGCUGUGGUGGCGCUCACCGUUGUCCAGAGGGGCAGCAUCAACAUGGGGACUCCAUUUGAGUUGGAGCGGCUAGCUCGUAUGCACGCUUCCCAGGCAGAUGGAUCCAGAGCCCCUCCAGAGGAGGGACCUGGCUUGCACCUGGGGUUAAAGAGCUUCUGGAAGGCUGGCAGGCAGAAGCCAAAAGUCAAAGCCUGGGCUACCACACAGGAGCCUGGAGUUACCAACAACACCAGCCCCGGUAACUGGGACGUGACCAGCUCCAACUGCAGCGCCAACCUCAACCUGUCAAGCCAGGCUUGGUUCAGGGCGCUUGAGGACAACUUCAAGCAGUUCAUGCUUUAUCGCCACUGCCAUUUUUUCCCUAUGAUUCUCAACCACCCAGAGAAGUGCACAGGGGAGAUUUAUUUGCUCAUGGUGAUUAAAUCGGUGGCCACCCAGCAUGACCGCAGAGAAGUAAUACGAAAGACCUGGGGUAAGGAGCAGGUGGUCGACGGGAAGAGGAUAAAAACCUUGUUCCUGCUUGGUACGCCUUCAAAUGUUGAAGAAAGAGCUAAUCAUCAAAAACUUGUAGAGUAUGAGAACUAUAUAUAUGGAGAUCUUCUUCAGUGGGACUUCUUAGACAGUUUCUUCAAUCUGACACUUAAAGAGACUCAUUUUCUCAAGUGGUUCCACACCUACUGCCCCAGAGUACAGUAUGUCUUCAAGGGGGACGAUGAUGUCUUUGUAAGUGUGGAGAACAUUUUGGAGUUUCUAGAAGGCAGCAGCCAUGACAAGAACCUGUUUGUAGGGGAUGUGAUUUUCAAGGCUAAGCCCAUUCGUAAGAAGGAAAACAAAUAUUACAUUCCUCAUGCUCUCUAUAAUAAAACCUACUACCCUCCAUAUGCUGGAGGUGGGGGGUUUCUCAUGCAUGGGGUGCUUGCAAGGAGGCUUCACUGGGCCGCAGAGACCCUUGAGAUCUACCCCAUUGACGAUGUAUUCUUGGGUAUGUGCCUGGAAGUGCUGCAGGUCACUCCUGUAAAGCACAAUGCCUUCAAGACAUUUGGCUUAGUGAAAAACAAAAACAGUAAAAUGAACCGAGAGCCCUGUUUCUUCAAAAACAUGAUAGUAGUGCACAAGCUCCUCCCGUCGGACCUCAUGCACAUGUGGCAUCUGGUCAACAGUGAACUGAACUGCUCAAAGAAAGUGGAACUCCAAUCGCUCCGGGAGAGUUAAAGGCAAAACCCCGUAGCUGAACUUUACCACAGAGAGCACCAAAGGAAAAUGCUGCCAAAUGCAGCAAGCAACAAAGCAAACUUCCAAGUAAACUCUCCUUUAUGACUCUUUGGAGAGAGUCGAAGAGCGUUUUUAAUUUGUCAAGUAAAUUAUUGCAAUUUUUAAAAGUUCAUAAAAAAUUGUGGGUUUAUAUGUAUGUACUGAGAACUCUGUUAGCGUUCAAAUUCAGAGACAGUAUCUAUCACAAUCACAUUUUUAUUCUGAUAAUAUGCAGCUGCAGGCUCUGCUGCAAAUGUUCAAAAAUGGUCUCACUGUGCCACAAGCAAUGAUAGAUGACUUACUCCUCACCCUUUAUGUGGUCUGAACAACAAUUCUUCCACUGUCCUCUCUUUAGACUAUUACUAAUUAUAAACUUAAGUUUAUAAGUUUAGUUGCAUUAAGUUUCCAAAGCACACACUAUGCAAUAUCAAAACAUGUUUUACUGUAUUUGUUGCGACAUCAGAAAGCAGUUCAAAUCAAGUUUAUUUGCAUAGCACAUUUCAGCAACAACACACAGUUCAAAGUGCUUUACAUGACAAAAACAAAACGCCACGAGCAAAGAAAAAAGAAGCUUUAUGUUACUGCGGCAAAAUAAAGUGAAGUAAAAAGUUGCAGUGCAGACUAGGAUUAAUUUGCAUCCACUUAAUAAUCAAAGGCAACUCUAAACAAAUGCGGUUUUAGCUUUGCUUUAAAGCAACUUUGUUCAAGAGAAAAGUAUAACUGCAUUAUGUAUAAGUAAAAGACCGAAGUGUUUCAUUUGAAAUCAAGGUUGCUUCUGCUCCAGCAUGCAGCUUGAUGUCCUAAACUGCCUCCUUUUGGGUAAUAGAAGCUAAAUGCUGGAGUUUCAGAUGAACAAACAACUGCACUAAAACAACAAAACAGCUUGUUAACUUGCAUUAAUAAAUAUAGCUACUUGGACUUUCUUUCCAGGCAAAACAGUUAUGUUGUUAUAUGUUAUAAUACAGCUGAACUGGUUUAAUGUAAAGUAUUUCGUUUUUAUUCAGAGUUUUGUUUGAUUCAUUUAAACCAGGUCAAAUAAAACCCAAACAAUAUUUAUUUGAAAAGAAAAAAACUAAACUAAACUAAAAACAAUUUUAUGAAAAAUUAAUUUUAUCUGUAGUGGUGCGUUUCAUUUGUUACGGAAAUUUCAUCACACUUGAGUGUUUUCUAGUGGCAAGUUGGAAAACUGGUAGAAAUUAUUAGGUGGAUUGGUGCUAACUAUAGGCAGCGUAAGACAAAGCUAUGCAUUUCUCUCCACUAAAAGUGUUUAAAUAAUAAAGGAAUUUGUUUAGAGAUAUGGAUUUUACAGCACUAAGCGAUCUGUUUGUGUCUCCUUAAACACGGUCUGAGUGGCUUAAGGAGAGACAAACUAUCAAGAGUUGCUCAUAGAUUUUAUACUUGCAGCCUGACAUACAUGUAUCUGUGCUGCAGCUGUAUUUGUCGUAGAACUCUGGAUUAUGCAGCUACUUCCAACUUUUUUGAGUUGGAAUUAUGAGUUAUAUUGGGCACUCUUGUUUUUUUCCAACUGGGAACUCAGAAAAUCCAACUUCUGUGGACAAAGACAGCGCACCAUACGGGCAUACUUUGUGAUUAAUACUUAUAUCAGUCUUGUUAAAUGAAAACAGAUACAAACAUAAAAUUAAGAAAUGUGAAAGAAUAAAUUAUUUAACAAACCUAAACUCAAAUAAAUAUGUUUACUUAAGUUAGUGUACUGCGAGCCAAGGUUGUUUUUAGUUGUACCUGAUUUAAAGCAAAAACAAUGCUUUGAAAUUGGCCACUUUUUCAAUUGUUAUGUUAUUUACCCUAAAUAAUAUCUAAAUUGGAUAUAUAUAGCUGGAUUUACUUUGAAUAAAUGCAAUAUUUUGGAGAUCAUACUGAAAUACUUUUUAAAAAAAAUAAGUCAAAAAAUUUAAACAUUGUGUAACAUUAUGUAUGCUAUUCUGAAACUUCAGAAUUGCAGAAUUUUGAAAGAAAUCAGUUAAGCUGGAUAAACUACUAAAUUUGCUUUAAUUGGCUUUCAAAAAAAAUAUUUGUAUGUGUUUGAUUUAGGAACAACUCGAAUAAAUUAUUUAGUGAAGAGUCAUUCAACACAUUUAUGUUGUCAGACCAUAUUUUUAGUUACAUCAAUCAAACAUGUGUUAUAGAUGGGGUUUUUCAGUGUAUCAUAUUGAGGCAUAAUUUUUCAAUAUCACUGGCCACUUUUAGAAAUAAUAAAAUUGCUAUAAUAACACCUGGAUAACUUAAUUCAUUUCACUUGUUGCUUUGGAACAUGUCUGAUUUAAACUAGACAUCUACUGGAUACAUAUAACUUCAAAAAAACAUCUUUAAACCUGUUUCACUCAUUAAGUCUGUGGAUUUAAGUGCUGAUAUACUUGACAUAAAUUUAUGAAAGGGAGGUGACAAUAACACUGUGAAUUUCAAACUGUUGCUGGUACGAUUGCAUGGCACCUGUUGCCCCGCAGUAAAAAAAGGGGGCAAAUGUGGGAGUUCUUGAAUUUAUUUAAAUGUAAUAAUGUAAACUUCUGUAAUUACAACCCCAAGAGGCAGGGCUGUAGUGGGUGGUGAUUAAGACUAAGUAAUGUAAAUGUAUGUAAUAUUGACACAUGCGCACGUGUGUGUAUAUAUUUCUAUAUGCACACAUACAAUGUUUGUACAUGUGAUGUCAUCUGUAAAUAAACCUUUUCACAGUCUUAACAAUCAA